Messenger RNA from Procambarus clarkii (red swamp crayfish), 1684 nucleotides. Its product is annotated as dual specificity protein phosphatase 19. Lineage: Eukaryota; Metazoa; Arthropoda; Malacostraca; Decapoda; Cambaridae. Gene Ontology annotation, molecular function: JUN kinase phosphatase activity. Gene Ontology annotation, cellular component: cytoplasm. Gene Ontology annotation, biological process: regulation of MAP kinase activity; protein dephosphorylation. The record is from RefSeq and is a predicted model, not a curated record.
GGUGUAAGGAGGAGUGGUGUGGAGAGAGGAAGGCUGCACAACACCAUACAAUACCGGGCCUGCAAUAGCGUGAUCACAGGGGUGUAAGGAGGAGUGGUGUGGAGAGAGGAAGGCUGCACAACACCGGGCCACCAGUAGCGUGAUCUCAGCUUGACAGGUAGCGUGCCCCCUGUUAAUUCAAACAGAGGUGAACCCAUAGGAAAAACUAAUGUGGUAGAGGUGGCAGCAGCGGUGACGUCACGUCCGGGGUGAUGGCGAGGAUCAGCUGAGUGUGUCGUCUGCCGCCGCCGCACGCUGGCCGCCGCCACCACACCUUCCCCACACACGCUCGCCUCUUACUUUAUGCCUCAUACCGCUCUCUCCUCUUAUAAAACAACCUAAACAAGACGUACUGAGCAAAUUUAAGUUGGUGCGCUCUCACAGGCAAUCUUCCGAGCGUAUAACUUUGUUUUCUUGAUCCGUACUGCACACAGGCCAAGAAUAGGCAGUGAUGGGUUCGCCCUCGACCCUGUGAGGAGUAAGACCUGGUGUAACGGCCUCGCACUAUUAGUCUGGCUAUGCAGCAAAGAAGUCUCCCUCAUAACCAGAACUACCAGCUCACACUGACAAUUAACAUAGUUCAUUGUACGCAGAAUAGUGGGUGUGCUGGUGUCAUUGGCACGGGGGCACAUUUCCUUUGAUGAUGUCAGAUACAUGCUGGAGUAUCCUUCCCCGAAGAAUUGGAAUUCAUGCGUGGAAUCUGCACCUCCAUAUGUUGCAAUAAUGUCAAGUUUAGCACAACAGUUGGCUGCCAAAAAAGGAUCUUUGCAUCACAUUCAGACUCUAGUAACUACACCUGAUGGUCAGUCUGUGAUUGAAGAAAUGUGUUCUGAUGGAUCUCACAAAGUGUUGGCUGUACCUUCUGUCAAUCCUGGCUUUGUAGUUGAUACUAAACCUGAUCUUCGUUAUGCUCAUAUCCUCAACAAAGUCAUCUUAGGGUCUCAAGAUGUUGCUCAUGACCUUGAUAUUCUCACCACUAAUAAAGUUACACACAUAUUGAAUGUUGCUACUGGGAUAAUAAAUCUUUUUGAGGGAUGGUUUACAUACAAAACCAAAGAAGUGUUUGAUGUGCCAGGAUGCCGGAUAAUUGAUAUAUUUGAUGAGUGCUGUGAUUUUAUCCACACAGCAGUUGUCUCGGGUGGAUGUGUUCUGGUUCACUGUAAUGCUGGCGUUUCACGCUCGGCCUCCAUUGUAAUAGCAUAUCUAAUGAGACACUACAGUAUGAGUUUUGAUGAAGCCCUUAGAUUUGUAAAAUCAAAGAGGUCAUUCAUCAGGCCUAAUGCAGGCUUUCUUGAGCAAUUGAAAGAAUAUGAAACAAAAUUGGCCUUAUUGUAAUCAUUCAUCAUUUAUUAUUAACCAAUAAUUUUGGCUAUUUUUAGUGGCAGACACUGGAAAGCUUAAGUAGAAUUUAUUUUUUGUUUAAUAGGGGACAAAAAUAUAUUACUUAAUUAACCCUCAGGCUGUGGUCAUCGACCUGUGUUGAUUCAUGGGGUAAUAUGGAUGUUGUUAUAUGACGAUUUAAACAAUUAUUGUCCGGGUUUUACACAUUUUGAUGCAGAUAAGGAUAUAAUAGGUCUAUGGGGAUGUAAUGGCAUUUACAUUGUCCUUUGAAAUAAAUCCUGCUGCUAUUUUAUGUUUACUGCCA